GAACCCCACCACCUGUUCGGCGGUCGGCGCCGCCUGGGCUGCGAUUUCCAGGUUGAUGAGCGCACUUGGCAACAGCUGCACCAACCAGCGUACAGAUACACUACCGCCUUUCACCGGAAUUUCCGUGCCUUAGGUGCUGGAGAGAGCACAGCAGCCCGCUCAAUCAGAAGAUCCGCGGCGCAUUUGAAGGAAUUGUGUUUCUGGUCUGUCCUGCCGCCGAUUUGCGUCCCAACACUUAGCGCUUCGGUUCUCGGGCCCAGCCUUUCCCGUUAUACAUACAUAAACCAUACUGAUCCCACCAUUGCCGUCCCUGGGAUGCCGGCCCUUUUACCUCGCCUCGCAUCAUCUCAUUUGCUCGGCUUAAAACCAUCCAUUCCGGUUUAUUAGAGUUUUUGUCGAGUCCUUACCUUCAUACAAUGCCUACUAUCCGCAACCCCUUUGCGCGCCGAACGGGCCCCGCCAUUCACGACGAGAAUCAGCGGCCUGGCUCCGCCGCCGGUAACCCCGGGGCAGGGCACCCCGGAUUCCAGAGGGUGGACACGGUCGGGUCCAAGGCAUCGUCGUUGGCGUUCAGCAUUCGCAGCAGGAAGAGCCAGGAUAAUGGGGAAUACAAGCUAAGUGUUGUGAAUGACAGCGGGGUUUACCUACCGCCGUCCCCGAUCGAAAGGGAAGUGCCAUGGCCCCGGCGGUACAUGUCGCGCACCUCCAGCGAUAAGAGCAGCGUCGGCAGCGGCGAGAUCGAGCACUUCCCCAUCUCGCGCGAGUCGUUCGACUCGUACAGGCGGUCAUUUGACAUCUGCGCCAGGAGCCCCGUCGUCAUGACAGACCCCCUUCCUGCGCGGCAGAGCCUCGACUCCAACCGCUUCCCUUUCCCGACGCCGCAGUCGGCGCGCUUCCCGAGAUCGUCGCUCAGCAGGCGGCCGGAGGAGGAUGAGAGGAUGGACGAGAAGUUUGAGGAAGUCGGGUUGGACGACGACACGAAGCAAUCCUUGUCGGAGAAGUCCGACCAGCAACCGAAGAAGAGAGGAUUUUUCUUUACCAAGUUCAAUUCGGACAGCCCCAGUACUGCGGAGGAAACUGGGGGUACCGCCAUGUCGAGGUUCUUGCCCUUGCCCGGGCGAAAGAGGGAGCAGAGUGCUGGGCAAGGGGCCGAGCUAGGUAUCAUGCCUGUUGCUGGGUCGGACAGGACAAAGAGGAUAGAGACCUCGGUGGCGGGGUUGCAGGCGCAAGAGGUCUAGGGCCAUGCAGCGCGUCGUUGCGUGGGUUGCAUCGCUCUAGGCGGUAUAUCACAGUUCUGGGAUAGUAUUUUUGUCAGUUGGGGGGGUUACAAUUUUCGAAAGGGCGUCUGGGUGUGGCUGCGGCACCUUCAAUCG
Chaetomium strumarium is the source of this 1373-nucleotide messenger RNA. RefSeq lists its product as uncharacterized. The record is from RefSeq and is a predicted model, not a curated record. NCBI's taxonomy places the organism in Eukaryota, Fungi, Ascomycota, Sordariomycetes, Sordariales, Chaetomiaceae. The coding region runs from base 417 to 1238 and encodes 273 amino acids. The transcript has 4 exons.